AAUACAACCGGUCGACACAAAGUAGUUCAUAAUUAAGUUGAAGGAAAAUGCGGUUUGGUUUUGUAUUUUAGAAAUGAAAAUCUGAGAAGUCAGUGUGGUGUGCAGGUGUAUAUUCAGCCACCUUGAGUCAAUUAUUAUGUAGAACCACCUUUAAAAUGUUACAGUAUGUCUCUACCAGCUUUCUAAUCAAAAGACUGCAUUAUUUUUUUUCAUGCUUUUCAAAAUAAGUCAACCUCAGUCUGAUUGGCUGGACAGCAGAAAGCAUGCUGAGCUGAUGGAGAACAUGGAUAAGAAAUCAGCAUGGGACCGCUUCUACUCUGAGACCAGCAGCAGGAGUCCCAACUUCAAAAACUUUGAGUGGUUCUUCAGUUUCGAUGCGGUGCAGGACUUCAUCACGCCCCUCCUGCAGGCUGCGUCCCUUUCACGCCAUCCUGUCCAGGUCUUGGACAUGGGAUGCGGCACGUCUGCGCUGGGCCCCUCCAUCUACAGAGACUCCGCUUUGCCAGUGCGAGUCACCUGCGCCGACAUCUCCCCCGUAGCCGUGCGGCUAAUGCGGGAGCACAUCCGGGCCAACGCCGUCCGGCCUCGCAACGCUUCCUCUCAAAUUGACUUUUUAGAACUGGACUGCACCCGGCUUGACGGCCACUACGGUCCCAGCAGCCUGGACCUUAUUGUUGACAAGGGCACCACAGACGCCCUGUUGAGGUCCAAGGAGGGGGCGGAGAAGGCGGCCUCGGUGCUGAGGCAGUGCCUGAAGGUGUUGCGGCGCUCCGGGUCCCUGCUCCAGUUCUCAGACGAGGAUCCUGAUGCCAGACUGGUGUGGUUAGAGGCAGCCGCUCAGGGCCAGGGGCUGGCGGCGGCAGACGUUGGGGUGCAGGAGGUCGGGGUGCUGAGGGGCGUGUGUUACUACUGUUACCAAGUGACUGCUCAUCACGAUGUAAACAAAUAAAAUUUUAUCUUAUUGAAGUCUGUGUUUUUCAUAUCUACACACGGAUAUUCGAACACACCCAGCUUUGUAAAAACGUCAUAUUUCUAUAUUGCAGAAUAACGGAAUCAUUUGUGUUGUGAAAAAAAAUGUUCCCACCAGGAAGUGUUUAUAUUUUACGAAAAAAAAAAAAACCCAAAAAGAAAAUCAUGAAUAAAAUUAAGAUUAUGCUGUCUGAUAGCCAAGACAAUCUGAUUUAUGUCUCUUUAUGUUUAAAAAACACAUAAUGUUUCUCAAGAAUUUCAAGAUUGCGCGAACAUUAAAGGUUGAUGUAAUAUUCAACAAUCUCCUCCAUCCCUCACUCAGACGUUUUUCCGCUGUAACCUUCUCAUUGCCGAUUGUCUACCGCCAUCUAGUGGCCAGGUUUUAUUCAACAACAGAGAUCCCAGAAUGGACAUAGUUGAGUAAGUUUCUGUGAUUGUAAAAUGUGAUACAUUAAUAUUUUUGAGAAUGACUUUGGGGUUUUUAUUUACUGCAAGUCAUAGUAAUCAUUAAAAUAUUUCAUUCAGUUUAAUAAAUCAAUAUAAUAAAUUACUUUUGCUUCGUGGUAUUUGAUGAUAUUCUGAUUUAUUGAGAUGCUUUAUAGAAACAGACAUAUUUAAAGUCCCCACAAUCACAGUGUGUUGCCAUGGCUAAAAGCUGACGUCGAAUCAAACAUUUAUGACGUCUCAAAAAGUUGACUUUUAGAGCAUUUAUUCAUACAUGAUGAAGAAAAAAAA
Messenger RNA from Xiphophorus hellerii (green swordtail), 1704 nucleotides. It is a transcript of the gene cskmt, whose product is annotated as citrate synthase lysine methyltransferase. NCBI's taxonomy places the organism in Eukaryota, Metazoa, Chordata, Actinopteri, Cyprinodontiformes, Poeciliidae. The record is from RefSeq and is a predicted model, not a curated record. The coding region runs from base 212 to 949 and encodes 245 amino acids. The transcript is spliced from 2 exons.